This is a messenger RNA of Cucurbitaria berberidis CBS 394.84, 5186 nucleotides long. Its product is annotated as RING finger membrane protein. NCBI's taxonomy places the organism in Eukaryota, Fungi, Ascomycota, Dothideomycetes, Pleosporales, Cucurbitariaceae. Gene Ontology annotation, molecular function: zinc ion binding. Bases 285 to 5186 code for a protein of 1633 amino acids. The record is from RefSeq and is a predicted model, not a curated record. The transcript is spliced from 2 exons. Gene Ontology annotation, cellular component: endoplasmic reticulum membrane.
CAACCCUCCACUCCAUCCAUCCACCUAGAACCCCGUGACAAGGUGACCACCUUGGCUUCUAUUUUCUUCACAUCGACAGAACUCACAGCUAGUGUUUCCCUACAUCUCGCUCAGCUCUGCGCACAUACUGCGGAACAGUUGCUCCGUCACACUUCGGCUCCAAUGACUACUUGAAGUCACUCCCUCAACGGCUCCUGCCCGAUUAAUUCAACGACAUCUAGUUUCUCACUUCGAGUUCCCCGAUUCCCACGACUUCCAGCGAAUAUCUUCAAUCCGAGUGCACCAUGGCGACCGACGACGGGCGAUCGAAUGCGGGGCCAUUCGCAGAGGCACACGACAUGACCACGCAGGCGCAGGACGACCUCUCCAACUCGAGAACACUAGACAAAGACGAUGGCGACACGUGCCGAAUAUGCAGAGGGGAGGGCACCGCAGACGAGCCCUUGUUCUUCCCAUGCAAAUGCAGCGGCAGCAUCAAAUACGUCCACCAAGAGUGCCUGAUGGAAUGGCUGUCGCAUACACAAAAGAAACACUGCGAGCUGUGCAAGACCUCGUUCCGCUUCACCAAAUUAUACCACCCCGGCAUGCCGAACCGUAUACCCACGACCGUCUUCGUUCGCCGCGCCGCCCUACACGUCCUCAACGUUUUCGUGACCUGGUGUCGGGGCGUCUUGGUGGCUGCUGUAUGGCUAUUUCUGCUUCCCUGGUGUAUGCGAAUGGUCUGGAGCAGCCUGUUCUGGGUCGGCGAUGGCGGAUGGUCUCGAGAUAUGUUCACAGACUUAACGGAGCCUGCCGAAAUACCCAGGCCUUCUCAUCCUGAAGUGGAGAAAGUCCGCUCUGCUCUCGAGGCCGUCAAGGCCACCAACACGACGCAGAAUUUGACGCUGUCGAAGCUGCUCAUGUCCAUCUCGUACUCUCCUAGCAAUGCUACUGCUGGCGAUUCAGCAUUCUGGACGUUUGCGAAACGAGUCCUCUUCGGCGUUCCGUACCCCUUCGCUCAGAUCACCCACUUCUCAACACCUCAAACUAACCAGACAGGAUCCAACUCGACUUUGGAUCCUCUUGCCACUCGGAGCCCAUCGUUGCUUUCCGAUAUACCCUUUUUCAAUUGGUUCCAGUCCCAAACAGCAAAUCGGUUCAUAAUAGACGUACUCGAAGGCCAGAUCAUUACGCUAUUUGUGGUAGUCGCUUUCAUAUUGAUCUUCCUCAUUCGCGAAUGGGUCGUUCAGCAACAGCCCGUCAUCAACAUGGUUGCCCUCGGAGACAAUGCUGCUGCGGCUCAGAGGGCUGCGAACCAGGACAAUGAAGGACAACAAGAAGUUGUAGCUGAAGAGAAUGAAGCACACGGCGCUCAACCUGCUCGAGACGAUGAAGUUAUUGCUCCUGGGGAGGCAGUCGCAGACAUUGAUGCCCAGGAGCCGCCUGAGCCUACGAUACGUCACACCGAUGACAUGCCGGACAGCAUAAGAAGAACUUUGCAGUCUGGCUCGUAUGAGGACAUUGCAAAGAUGUUUUCCGAAAUGGGACUUGCGGAUUCCAAGCGUCUGCAAGACUCUAUUCGAAAGACACUUGACGCUGAGUCUGCGAAAGCCAAUCCUAAUCACGAUAACUUCGACAACGACGAACCUGGCGCACCAUUUUCUGGGGACGUACAGGCUUCUAGUUCCAGCAGCUCUACGUUCCCUAAUCGGACAUCCAACUUUCCUGGCCAAACGGAAGCACAUUUCGAGGAGAUGGAUGCGGAGUCGCCAAACUCCCUACAAAGGCCAAACAUGCCAGCACGGGGUCGGUCUUUCAUCGCUACAGAGAUUCGGCGCAGUUUAGAGGAGGGCAAUUCAUGGUCUUUUGAAAACCUACCGCAAGCAUCUCAACGCAAAGCCGCAGAUACUCCCGAGUCUUGGGAGGACGAUGACACUGAAGACGAGCGACCCCAUCAAGAACACGAAGUGACAUCAGACCAAGAGCCGGAAAGCGAACACAGCAGUGAGAGUUGGCAACAGGUUUCCAAUGGUAAUGUGGAAGACGACUCCGACCAAGCGCUGGAAGGAGCACGCCCACAAGACAAGGGUAAAGCUAAAGCUGCCGACGAUUACACUGAUGAUCUCUCACGUGAUUCGACAUCGUCUAGCACAGACAAUGUUCCCAGUCUGAGUAACGAAACCAACGUAGAGCCCACGACAGAGGUCGACAUGUCUUCUAAUCACGCCGAGCAUGACUCUAAAAUAAACGAGGAGCAGUAUGAAUCUAACCAAGGUCAACAACCCACGGUCGAAGACGCUACGGCGGCAGGCCAAGCGGCACCAGUGGAGCCUGUUCAAGCUCCACAGAAUCCCUUCAACCUCGUUCUAGACUGGAUGUUCGGCGAUGUAGCACCUGCAGUCCAAGUCCCUGAGGCAGGCGGAAAUGAUGAGCAUGUCGUUCGCAAUAUCGCAGAAGAAGCACCAUUUGUGCCCUUUGUUGGAAACGAGCCACGAGAAAACGGUCAUGCUCUGAUCCAGGAUCCUGAAGUCGCUGCCGCUGCCGCUCAAGCUGGAAUCGAUGUCAAUGAUCAGGAAGCAAUCGAGGACGCGGAGGACCUAGAAGGCAUUCUGGAGCUCAUUGGCAUGCAAGGCCCCCUCAUUGGCCUCUUCCAGAACGCCCUGUUCAGUGCCGUAUUGAUCUCAGCCACUUUGUCUAUCGCGGUAUGGUUGCCCUACCUAUUGGGUAAGGUUGUGAUACUGUUCAUGGGUAGUCCCAUCUCGCUUUUCAUUAAACUACCCCUACAGCUAGUCGCCACGAUGACAGACCUCAUCGUAGAUGUCACCCUGUUUUUGUUUGCGGGAGCUACUUAUUGGAGUUCUCAAAUCAUCUCUACGCUCGUAGGUCUCUGCUCAUGGGGCAGGCUGUCGCAGGCUGUGGAGGGCCCGCUCCGCGCUAUCUCCACCCCUGCUCAGUCCCUUGCGGAGAGUGCCUUGGAUCGAAUUGGCAAACUCAUCGUAGAGUCACCGCUAACGCCUCGACCCGACUACUUCCGGCUAUCCAUCAACUCGCAUGCGGCACUGCGAAGCCUGCAGAACUCGACAUCAUUCGCAAUGAACGAAACGAGCAACUUUGCAAAUAUCAUGUUCGAAAAAGCUUCCGCAGACUCUGCACCCAGGCUCACCAUGAAGAUUCUUAGUCAGUUGCCACACUUUGUCCAAGCCGGCCUGACGACACUCUACAGUCGAUGCAGCGCUCUGCUCGCAUGGGUCUGGACAUCAAAAUCGUAUAAAAUCACUUUCGACUUCGACCUCGGCCAGAACACGACAGCUGCGUAUACAGCGCUGGAGCGCUGGACAGCGAGUGAUCGCAUGAUUGCUAUCAUGGCUGGUUACGGUUUCUUCGCCAUGGCCGGUGCCGUGUAUCUCAAGCGCGGCACUCCGUUCAGCACAUCACAACAAGGGCAGAAGAUUGAACAGAUUGUUUCUGAUAUCCUACAACAAGCAGGUGGCGUUCUGAAAGUGAUCUUGAUCAUCAGCAUCGAAAUGCUAGCAUUCCCCUUGUAUUGCGGUCUACUUCUCGACCUUGCCAUGCUUCCACUUUUCAAGGACGCCACGCUUUACACGCGAUGGCAGUUUGCGAGGGAGAGCCCGUGGACAUCUGGGUUCGUGCAUUGGUUCCUGGGCACCUGCUACAUGUUCCAUUUUGCACUCUUUGUGUCCCUGUGCCGCAAGAUUAUGCGCAAGGGUGUGCUCUAUUUCAUUCGCGACCCGGACGACCCGACAUUCCACCCAGUUCGCGACGUCCUCGAGCGCAGCGUCACUACUCAGCUUCGUAAGAUCGCUUUUAGCGCACUCGUGUACGGAGCGCUCGUCAUCGUCUGUCUCGGCGGCGUGGUGUGGAGUCUCAGUCGCGCUACCUCCGACGUCCUACCUAUCCACUGGACGACCGAGGCACCAUCCCUAGAGUUCCCGCUCGAUCUCUUGUUUUACAACUUCCUUACACCAGUCAUCAUCAAGUUCUAUAAACCCAGCGAAGGUCUGCACACAGUCUUCCAAUGGUGGUUCAAGAAAUGCGCUAGCUUCCUACGCCUAUCGAGCUUCCUUUUCGGUGUCAAGGUGACGCAGCAAGAAGGUGACGAUGGCAAAUACGUCCGCGCCCCAGCAUCGGAUCAAGCUCGUAUCCCGAAGGGCCAGCCUGUUUUCGUUGAAGUUGACAAGGACAAUGUACGCAAAGACGGCAAGACAGAGGGCGGCGUACACAAUUCGGAUCUUGUGACGGUCGUGUAUAUACCGCCUUGGUACCGCGUCCGGAUCUUCGCUUUUGUGGUCACGAUUUGGAUCUUCAUGGGCAUGUCAGGAGUUGGUGUGACGAUCCUUCCGUUGCUGUUUGGUCGCUAUCUCUUCUCUCUAUUCCUACCGCCUACGGUCGAGAUGAACGAUAUCCACGCCUUUUCACUAGGUAUCUACACUCUCGGUAGCCUCGCAUACAGCGCCUACCACGCGUACAAACUCAUCUCCAGCCUGAAUCGACCAGUCACGGACCCCAUGUCUACGCUGCACACCGUAGGAGCCACAACCUCACGAGUAGGACUACGCGUCCUUCGCUUUACAUACGUAUGGGCGAGUUUGAUCUUCGCUAUUCCCUUCCUCUUCGCUGUCCUUAUCGAGCUAUACUUCCUUAUGCCACUGCACGCGUACCUCGGUUCUACAGAACCGCACGUCGUUCACCUGAUUCAGGACUGGACACUCGGCUUCCUCUAUGCACGGUUAACGGCGCGCAUCGUCUUUGCGAACCGUAACAGCCGACCUGCACGCGCAUUUACUGCUGUAGUCCGUGACGGCUACCUGUAUCCCAAUGCAGGUAUCGCGACGCGCUGCUUCUUACUUCCGGUCAUGGCAAUGUUCCUUGUCGCUAUCGCCAUACCCUCAUCUCUCGCCUUCGUCACAAGUCGAACCAUGUACUGGGGAGCGAGCCAGGCGACCAAGAGUAUGGUGUGGCGCUUUAGUUUCCCAGCUGUUGGGCUCAGCUUGGGUGCGAUGUGGGCGAGCAAGGAGGUUGUUAGGUUGCUCGUCAGGUGGAGACUAGUGGUCAGGGAUGAGGUUUAUUUGAUUGGGGAGCGACUGCAUAAUUUUGGGGAGAAGAAGGCCCCGGUGCAGCCUACUCGUCCGGUUGAGGACAAGGUAGCUCAAGGGGCGACCGAAAGCGUAGCUACACAGACAGCUUAG